Molecule: messenger RNA, 1184 nt
Organism: Daphnia pulex (common water flea)
Lineage: Eukaryota; Metazoa; Arthropoda; Branchiopoda; Diplostraca; Daphniidae
Exons: 3
Coding region: 48-830 (260 amino acids)
Source: RefSeq, a predicted model, not a curated record
GGUUGUCUCGACAGUCUCCUGCAAAAAGCUACAUCGCUCGUUUCAAAAUGCGUGGCAAAUUUUCGUUGCUGGCUAUCGCUGUUGUUGUCACGACGGCGUACGUGACCGCUGCGGCCAAAGAUCGGGCGUCGGAUGCGUUCAGUUUAUUCCCUUACAAAAACUACCCGUACUACGCCGAGCAAAUCAAGCCAUCGUCCAACAAUAACGCGGAUGCGCAUCGCCAGCAGAUGUUGACCAUGUCGUUCGUCUUUCCGGCGGUGAACCUUCCGACCCGGCUCACCAUCCUCGAAACGUUGACUUCCACUUCGACCAUCGUUUGCACCAAGUCUGUCAGUAAUCAGUGCUCAGUUCGACGGAGAACCCAACGGCCGUGGCGAUUCAAUCGACCGCCAAUCGCUCUGGCUAAUCAAAACUAUGGACCAGCGAAAACUGACGAUUUAUUCAACAUGUUGUUGGAAGAUGAUAACGAGAAUCAAUUCCCCAUUUUCCCUUCUGCUGUGCAAGGAGUUGAGGCUACUCAAUUCCCAAGUCGAGAGGGUCGUGCUGCUGACCCUCAAUUGCUGGUGGUGGCUUCGAGAUACUAUGGCAACCAGCAGCAGCAGGCUGAAGACAUUAUUGAGUCUGGAUUCCGUUCGGACAGUUUCAACAGGCGGAUUCCAUCCGGAAAUGGCCAACGUCAGCAGCAGUUCUUGCAAAGUUUGAUGACGGUGACAAGGAGGACGACUAUCCUGGAAAUGGACGUCUCCACAUCGACUCCCAUUUGUUCGACCCUCGGGAGACUCCCGCAAUGCCCACCUGAGAAACCCCCAAGACAAUGUGUUUGGGAUUAGAAAAAUGCAUGUACUUAAUUAAUACAGUAUUUAUUGGAUUCGAAUAGUCGAAGCUCUAAAUAAUUCUCAGCGAUCCACUCUAAAAUAAUAUUUUAAUUAAUGCGGGAAACGGAAUUGAAUUAAAACGCGCGCAGUUAUUCUCUUAUCGUUCCCGUUCGUCACCAUUUCAACAGCAUCUGAGUGCGCACGAAUAUGAAUUGCGGAUUACUAUUCGAUACAGACGUUUUUAACCAUUCUUAUUUAUUGUGGUGUUUUACACUGCUGUUCCCAUCUUGAUCCAACAUUGCAAAAUCCAACAUUUAUAAUUACGAUGAUGUCAAAAAGAGUUGCCGAAUAAAGUACAAGAAAAAUUUA